GGGUGCACCCCGUGUGGUCGCGCGCUGGUGUUCUUUCGGACUAACGCCAUUACGCAAAUCCCAGGUCCUCGGCACGGAACACUGUCCGACGCCUCUCUUCAUGGUACAAAUCCGAAUCAUCAUUCUCUCUCUUACAAAAGGUUUUUCUCUUACACCUUCUUUUCCUCUUGGAUCUGCUGGGCGGAGUGGGGUUUAAGUAAACCUUGCCUCAAUUCCUUCUGCACUUCGAUUCUCAAACAAUGAAGCAUAAGAGCGAAGCUCUACCCCCCAAUAAGCUUAUGAAGUAUGCUCUUAUUGGGCUAAUCGUUUUUCUCGGGUUGAUUUGCUUGUACUGCGGAUCCUCCUUCGCUCCCGGCCUCCCCAGAGCCGCCGACGCCGCCUCCGACGACGGCGCCGAUCCCGUCUUCGGCCGCUUCGUCCCGAAGGACAGGGAUUUGGAGGAGUUGUUCGAGGACCAAGAGCGCAAUCCCGAAGUGCCCAAAACCAUACCCGUGUGUGAUACGAGAUUCUCGGAAUUGAUACCUUGCUUGGAUAGAAAUCUUAUAUAUCAGUCGAAGUUGAAGCUCAAUUUGACGUUGAUGGAGCACUACGAGCGGCAUUGUCCGCCGCCGGAGCGGCGUUACAAUUGCUUGAUUCCACCCCCGAUUGGUUACAAGAUCCCUAUGAGAUGGCCAGCAAGUAGGGAUGAAGUGUGGAAGGCAAAUAUACCACAUACACAUCUUGCAAAAGAGAAAUCAGAUCAGAACUGGAUGGUUGUCAAUGGGGAUAAGAUAAAUUUUCCUGGUGGAGGAACCCAUUUUCACUAUGGAGCUGAUAAGUACAUUGUUUCUCUUGCAAGGAUGCUUAAUUUUCCCAAUGACAAACUCAACAAUGGUGGAAAUAUCCGCAAUGUUCUUGAUGUGGGUUGUGGGGUUGCAAGUUUCGGGGCCUAUCUACUGCCCCAUGACAUCAUAGCUAUGUCACUUGCACCUAAUGAUGUCCAUGAGAAUCAAAUACAAUUUGCUCUAGAGAGAGGAAUCCCGUCAACACUUGGUGUCUUGGGAACGAAAAAGCUUCCAUAUCCAAGCAGAACAUUUGAGUUGGCACAUUGCUCCAGGUGUAGGAUUGAUUGGCUUCAAAGAGGUGGCAUUCUUCUGUUGGAACUUGACAGAUUACUAAGGCCAGGAGGGUACUUUGUGUACUCUUCUCCUGAAGCAUAUGCGCAUGAUGUCGCAAAUCGUAGAAUUUGGAAUGCUAUGUCUGAUCUUCUGAAAAGGAUGUGCUGGAGAGUUGUUUCCAAGAAAGAUCAGACUGUUAUAUGGGCUAAGCCAGUGAGUAACAGUUGUUACUCGAAAAGAGAUCCUGGGACUGUACCCCCUUUGUGCAGUUCUGAUGAUGACCCCGAUGCAACUUGGAAUGUGCUCAUGAAGCCAUGCAUCUUCCCAUACCCUGCAAUGAUGCAUAAGCGAAAGGGAAGUGGAUUAAUUCCUUGGCCACAAAGGCUAACUACUGCACCCCUUCGCCUGGAGGAAAUUGGUGUCAGUUCUCAGGAAUUUGAAGAAGAUACUAGCAUAUGGCAUUUUAGAGUGAUUGAGUACUGGAAACAGAUGAAGUCAGUUAUAUACAUAAACUCUUUUAGAAAUAUCAUGGACAUGCAUUCAAACCUUGGUGGAUUUGCUGCUGCACUCAGCGAUAAAGAUGUGUGGGUGAUGAAUGUUGCUCCCAUCAAUGCAUCUUCCAGAUUGAAAAUAAUUUAUGAUCGAGGUUUAAUUGGAACAGCUCAUGACUGGUGUGAGUCGUUUUCUACAUACCCACGUACCUAUGAUCUGCUUCAUGCCUGGACAGUAUUUUCAGAGAUAGAGGAACGGGGUUGCAGUAUAGAAGAUCUGCUAAUUGAGAUGGACAGAAUGUUAAGGCCAUAUGGAUUUGUCAUCAUAAGAGACAAACCCUCUCUUGUAAAUUAUAUACGGAAAUUCUUGCCUGCUUUAAGGUGGGAUGGUUGGUUAUCGGAAGUUGAACCAAGGAUUGAUGCUCUAUCUUCAAGUGAAGAAAGAGUUUUGAUUGCUAGAAAAAGGUUGUGGGAGGAGGGAGUUGCUGCAAUAUGAACAUGUUUUCUUGAUCAGGUAUAUCAGCUGCCUGUUACCACCCUUGAAGUGAAGUUUGGGCUGCAACUAAUGCUCGUUACCAUUUAGGAUUUUUUUGAGAUGCAGAUGGAGUAUAACAUAGAUAUACAUAUAGAUAUACGACCCUCAACAGCAAUGAUCCUCAAGGAAAAACCAAAUCUACUACAGGCAUCACAAAUUAUUUAUUAUUUUUAAAAAAUAUUUAUUGGAGUGUUCUUAUAGGGUAUGCUUCUAUGGUGACCUUGGAAACUGAGGGAACCCUAAACAGAAACUGCAUUUUCAGAUGCUUUAGCCUACGUCGUGGCAUGCCUGACUAGUCUGCUAGCUGUUUCUAUUGGAAUGUACUUGUAGGAUAUUGCCUCACUGGGAUGCUCUGGUGCUGGAGCUUCACACCUUAGCCAUAAAUUUCAAAGUAUAAUGGACUAUCUUAACCAGCAAUAUCUAUAGAACAUUUUUUCCUAAGUUGUAAUGAAAUGUUUAUGUGCAAUUUUGAUUUUCCUUUUAGCAUUUUAUUCUA
Messenger RNA from Malania oleifera, 2619 nucleotides. RefSeq names its product probable methyltransferase PMT9. Gene Ontology annotation, cellular component: endosome; cytoplasm; trans-Golgi network. Lineage: Eukaryota; Viridiplantae; Streptophyta; Magnoliopsida; Santalales; Ximeniaceae. The coding region runs from base 240 to 2084 and encodes 614 amino acids. The record is from RefSeq and is a predicted model, not a curated record. The transcript is spliced from 8 exons. Gene Ontology annotation, molecular function: methyltransferase activity.